Molecule: messenger RNA, 6062 nt
Organism: Carcharodon carcharias (great white shark)
Lineage: Eukaryota; Metazoa; Chordata; Chondrichthyes; Lamniformes; Lamnidae
Gene: rftn2
Product: raftlin family member 2
Exons: 10
Coding region: 113-1684 (523 amino acids)
Source: RefSeq, a predicted model, not a curated record
AUUUUAGUCUACAACCAUUUUGGAACUUUCUACUUCAGGCGGAGUUUCCAUCUGCUGUUUGGACAGCCAUCUGACUGGUUCCAGAGCACUUCUUCUCAUCGCAGAUUCUGCCAUGGGUUGUGGGCUACGAAAGCUGGAAGAGCCUGAUGAUAGCAGCCCUGGCAAAAUAUUUUCCACUCUGAAGAGACCACAAGUGGAAACAAAGACUGACAUUUCAUAUGAAUACCUUUUGUUGGAUUUUACUUUGGACAUUGGUUCAUCAAAUCCAGAUGUUAUUAAGAUCUCCUCUCUCCUGGACCUUAAUUCUAAAUUGGAAGGGUACUACAGGAAGGGAUAUGUUGUUGCCACCAUCCACCCUACAAUUCUUUCUGUGGGGCAAAGGAAACGAUCUCCAUUGAGUUACAUCUAUAGAGUUAUAUUGACUAAAAUGAGAUCAGGUAUAAAGAAGUCAGAACAAGGAGAUCAAAGACACUGCAAGCUAGUUGUUGAAGAAUGGUCUGUAAGCAAUCAAACACUCUCCAGUGAUAUUGUGAAAGGACUGUUAGACAAGGUGAAUGAUUUAGCGAAGAAAGGAAUGAAGUUUGUCGGAUUUUUAAAUCAACUCAGUUCCCAGUCAAAGGACUGCAAUGGUACAAAAUCAUCAAGAGAACUAGAUACAGAUUUGGGACAGGAUGUCUGCUUUAAAUUGCCUGAUCAAAGAAAGCAUAAUACUGAUAAUUAUAUAAAAUGCAAUGAGGGCACUUUGACCAGAAAGCCUGCUGAAUUUGCAGUAGAAAAAGAACACAGGUGCAAUAAAGUCACUAAUGUUUUAGAGAAUGGGCCAGCCCCAGAGGAAGACCUUUUGCAUGGGAGAGAUAAAAGGAUUGGAAACGAAAGCUGUCCUCCUGUUCAACCAAAGGAAGAUUUGAAACUGUUUGCUGUUUUCAAUGUUUCUGAUGAAGACUUCAGUGGGCGGUCCUACCAUGAAGGCAAUAUAUCUCUCAGAGUAACAAGGAAGGGCCAAACUAUCUGUACCAUGGAAGCAGAUUGGUUGGAAAUCACAACAUCUUAUUAUAAAAGUGGAAUGUCAUUGGUUGAUUCAUUCAUAGCCUGGGAAACAAUGAAGGGAGAAUAUUUAUCGAAGUCUGUGGAUGGAAUGUUUAUUUAUGAAGAAAAUCAUUUGGGGGCAGUUGAGUCAAGCAAGAUACCAAAUGAUGCAAUUGUUGUAGAACAGUGGACUGUCAUUGAGGGCUGUGAAGUAAAGAAUGAUUAUGGUCCUUUGCUGCAUACACUGGCAGAGUUUGGGUGGCUGGUUACUUGUGUGCUAGCCACACCUAUCAUUCGCCAUGACAGUGAAGGAAAUUUAGCAACAAAACAAGUGAUAUUCUUACAGAGACCUGCCACACCCAGCCCUGAUCUGCAUCAGGAAACAUCAGAGAAAAAAUCUACUCGGCAAGCAAAAAGCAAUGAAAAAACCAAAAGCUGGAAUAGAAAUGUGGGUGUGACCACCAGUAAAAGUAAGCCUUCAGAAUCAGAGCCUCCUGACGGUUCUUAUACUACUUCGGAAAGAAACUUCUGGAUCAAAGAGCCAUCACAUCAAUAUGGAGGCAUUUCUGGCAUGCCUCGCACUGAUAAUAUUUUCAGAGACUUGGAUGAUGGACAGCUCGAUCAAGAGGAAGAAAUACCUCAAGUUACCUGCAUAUGACACUGCACAGUUCCAUUACAUACAAAAGACAACAGCAUAAAGAAAGGCAACCGGACUUCCUAUCAUGUACUUUGACAGUAGCAAAUAGCUUUGUGAGAUGUGAAUUUUUUUUGUCUUCAAACAGAAAGCUAUGUUUAAAAAUAUGCCCUUUUUUUACUUUUCCAUAAUCUUACAGCAGACGUAUUAACAAAUAUUUCGGCUCUCAGGAUUUAUGCACACCGAUCCAGGCUUCUUUAACAAAUCAUAACUGUCAAUUACGAUUUGACGGUCUUCCCACAGGACUGUUGGAUAAGGAGUUCCAGCAUUUUGACCCAGUGAUGAUGAAGGAAGAUCAACAUGUUUCAAAGCCAUGAUGGUGUAUGACUUGAGGCAAAAUUGCAGGUCGUGCUGUUCAUAUGUGCCUGAUGCCCUUGUCCUUCUAAAUGGUAGAGACCACAGAUUUGGGAAUUGUCAAAGUAGCCUUGCUGCAGUGAAAUCUGCAGACACGGUACAUGAGUGGUGAAGAAAGUGAAUGUUUAAGGUUGUGGACGGGGUGCCAAUCAAGUGGGCUGCUUUAUCCUGGAUGGUGCUGAGCUUGAAUAUUGUUGGAACUGCACUCAUCUAAGCAUAUAGAGAAUAUUCCAUCACAUUCCUGACUUAUGCUUGCAGGAAAGGCUUUGGGAAGUCGGGAGGAGAAUCACCUAGUCUUGCAACCACAGUAUUUCUGUAACUGGUCCAGUUACGUUUCUGGUCAAUGAUGAGUCCCAGAUGUUGAUGGUGGGGGAUUUGAAAAAGGUGAUUCUAUUGAAUUUCAAGGGGAGGUGGUUAAGACUUUCUCUUGUUGGAGAUGGUCAUUGCCCGGCACUUGUUUGCCAUGAAUGUUACUUUCCACUUAUCAGACCAAAUGUGGACAUUGCCCAAGUCUCCCUGCAUGCAGGCACGAACUGCCUCAUUAUCUGAGGAAUAGCAAAUGGAACUGAACACUGAAGCUAAACAUACUGUUGGGAUUAGUAGCUUUUAAUAAUGCACUGAGAACUAUUUAAUAAGAAUCAGUCUGGUACUGGUGUCAAUGCAAAAUUCUCUCAAUUAACGUAUUGAUUUCUUCAGCUCAUCAAGAGAAUAACUUAAACUCCUAUGGUUGAAAGGUAUGAAGAACCAUUGUAUCGACUUGCGCACCGAGUACAAUUUCAGUUGAGGUACUCAGCUGAAUCAGGUACUAAUUUUAAAUCACAAUGGAAAUUUUCAUUCAUGGUUCUGCACAAUGGUCAAUCAUCAUAUUCUAACAUAGAAAAAGUAAUAAGAUUCAUUGUAGCAGCCAGGACAAUAAUUCUAAUGUCAUGGGCCAAAUAGCCUCCUUCUGUGCUAUUAAUGACUCUAUGACUUCUGGUAAAACCACAUUGUCUAGCACCACAGCUAAUCUAAUUAUACGAUACAAAAAUGGGAGCCAUCCUUUUGUUGCACAUCCACCAGUAAGUGAAUCUUUUUAAUAACUAAAAGAAAAGUGUUCCUUUGAAGAGUCUCUUAAAUCAGGGAUUCACAAACUUCUGUGUUAUAAAAGAAAAUCCAUGGAUCCCUUUUAGCAUGACUAUUUUUUCUGUAUAAAAAUUAGUUACAAAUCCUGCAUAUAAAUGUAUUAUUUUUGUUUUCUAAUCAGUCUGUGGCCUUGCCCUCCACCCACCCAACUCCCCCUUGCCCCUCACCCACCCCAUGUAUCUACAGCCUCCUGCAGCCCCUAACAAUCUUUCGAGACCUCUGCACUCCUUCACUUAUGGCCUCUUGCACAUUCUGGAUUUUCAGCACUCCAUCAAUGGCUUCUGUGUCUAUGGUUAGCUGGUCUCAAAGCCCUGGAAUUGCCUUCCUAAACCUCUCCAACUCCCUAUCCCUCUCUCUUCCUUUCAUCCUCUCCUUAAAACCUACAUUUUUGAUUAAUCUUUUUUCUUUCCUGUACUAAUAUCUCCUUAUGUGGCUCAAUGUCAAAGUUUGUUUGAUAACACUCAUGUGAAGUGCCUUGGACAUUUUACUAUAUUGAAGGUGCUGCAUAAGAAAUUGUUGCUGAGACUAUGGGCUUUCCUGGGAUUCUGCAGACAGUGUGCGAGAAAAUUAAUUUGCCUACAAUAACAGAACUGUCUCAGAAUAGACAAAACAGUUCACCUAAGUUGGUUAGGAGUUAUUAGGUAGGUAUUAUAGAUUGUUUCGUGACUGUGUGAAGCUUCAUUGAAUUGAACAUUUUACAAACCCUCACCUUAAGAAAUGCUAGCCCAUCUUGUUGCUCCAUCUGUUUCUGCAACUUUAAAACUUGCUUCUCAAUAGAAUUUAAAUUCUCUUGAAUUUCUCCAAGAUUUCCCUCUAUUGUUUUUAAAAUCUUCUCCUCUUGUUCCCUGCGAUCUCUGAUUAAACACUGCUUUCUCUCAGUGAGAAUCUGGUGAGUCUAAGGACAGAGUUUCACCAAUCUGCCAGGUGGUGGGCUGGGAGGGAAUCGUGGUGGAGAACUGCAGAAAGCUGCAUCAGGACAGCUCCUCAACACAGACCUGCUGCUAGGAGCAGCUGCAUUUUGUCAACGGUGCAGCCGCCAGUUUAACAGAGGUGGAUCCCCUGCAGCAGCCCAGGGGCAGGGGGAGGCAUCAGAGCCAGAGGCUCCAAUGUCCAAAGAGGGGGCUGGAAGCAGAAAAGGCAUACCCUAUAGCCCCAACAGUCUCCCUGGAGGGUUUUGCCUUCUGAUUCUCAGACAGCUGAAUUUUAAUUUUUUUUAUUCAAUUACCUUCUGGAGGCUCGAGGUCUCCUGCUUUCUUCAGCAAUGAUCACGUCUCCUGGUAAUGCUGCUGCUGAGGCUUCAGAGUUGCCCGGCCCUCUGAUUAGGCCAGCAGUAUCAUGAGCCUUUCUGCCAUCCUUGAUUGGAUGGUAGACCCACAGGCAGACAAUUAGGAGGAAACCUGGGGUAAAAUUGUCCGAGCUUGUCCCACUGCCAGCAAAUGCGUGCUCAGAACCCACUAUUCACACUGACGUUGGGGUCCCAAAGCAUGUGGUAAAAUUCAGCCCUAAGUGACAUGUGAUCUGACUAAUCUGAGUUCUCAGAUUAGCAAAAACUUGCUUCCGUCACUCGGAGUGACAAGGAGCUCUGGAAAAUCCUCUUCCUCAGCAGAUCCCCAAAGGAACCUAUCUUUAUCAUUCUAAGUGACAGACGCUCUGGUCAGCUCACUUCCCCUGGAGCUUCUCAAUGGGCUAGAAAGUGGCCAAUCAACGCAGCCAGAAGGCAGGGUUUGCGGAGAUUAUUUCAGUUGAAAGGUGCUUGUGUUCAGAACUAGCUCAAUUGGUUUAAUUGUUUUUUUUAAUUGACAGUGACCUUCAGACAAGGUCAUAUAUUUUGACAUUUCCCUUGAAACCUUCUUGUGGACCCCUAGGGGCCUCCAGAUUCCCAAUUGAGAACCUUUUUCAGAACGAAAAAUUAGGGGUAUAGUCACACCUGGCAAACACUUAGCAUUUCCUGCUGGUUGACCACAGGCUGCCCUGGCAGUAGGUAUGUGGCAACUUUCCAUUGGGCCAGGCAGAUGCAGGAAAAGACUAAAAUGGAGAAAUUUACCAAAAUAAUCUGACAUAAGUAAUUUUUAUAAAAAUCAUUAAUGUUCAAAACACUCCCUACAAUCAGUUUAGAAAAAUCAUUUUGAAUAGUAUUAAGUAUAUACUUAUAUGCAGAAAGAUGUUAAUUAGCACUGUUGAAUUCUUGAUAGUUUUUAACUGUUAUCCUUUAGAAACGAGGUUAAAUGGGUCUUAUGAAUAUUGGUGCUUACCGGUUUGUUGUAUGAAAGACUGUAAUGGAAGUGAGUAGAUGAAUCUGAAACGUCUUAGAGUUUGUAUUGUUUGUUUGGUGUUACAGAUGGAAACAAAAUACUGUCAAGUAUAAUAUAAAUUACGGGUAGUUAGGAGCAGGUGAUAAAGCUGGAGUUUGGUCUCGGAGUUCAGAUGAUACGAUCAAAGCCCUGCAAUUAAGUUACAGCCUGACAUCAUUUUAAAAUAUAUUAUGGUUUCUAUGGAAUUACAAUAAUACACCACAGUGCACAGAAGGCUCAGUAAUGAUUCUGAUAUCUUCACUGCAGAGUGACAACCUCAAGCAAUUGAUUGACAGAGUUUUCAAUGAAAGAUUCACUUUGCAAUUAUAAUGUUAUUGAGACCAUUGUUAUUAGGGCUGUGUAUUCUAAGCAUUAUCUUAAGAUAUUUUUCUAAUAAUUAUAUGCCAUAGUUCCUGUUUUUAAGGAUGCAUUAAUUGCUCUAGCUGUAGGAUUUCUUAACAUAACUCAUUGUUUUCCCAUGUUGUUAUUUUUACACUCGUGUUCUAUUUACAUAUUAAAAGCUGCAAAAGAUUGUAUGUAACGAAUCCAAAUAAAUAUUCUGACAUUUUUUUAAA